Messenger RNA from Pecten maximus, 1573 nucleotides. Its product is annotated as glucose-induced degradation protein 4 homolog. Gene Ontology annotation, cellular component: GID complex; extrinsic component of membrane. The transcript is spliced from 5 exons. Lineage: Eukaryota; Metazoa; Mollusca; Bivalvia; Pectinida; Pectinidae. The record is from RefSeq and is a predicted model, not a curated record. Gene Ontology annotation, biological process: negative regulation of gluconeogenesis; protein catabolic process in the vacuole; proteasome-mediated ubiquitin-dependent protein catabolic process. The coding region runs from base 33 to 638 and encodes 201 amino acids.
GCUCAAAUCAAACACAGGAUAGACAGGUAACCAUGCCUGUGAAGUUGGAUCCCCCUCCUCCCGCAAAUUCCAAACAACUUGGAGUAACCACAACUUUAUUAUACAAUGGGUCACGGUUUCAGGGACAUCAAAAAAGCAAAGGAAAUUGUUACGAUGUGGAAGUCGUUUUACAGCAUGUGGACAUGGAAAGCUCCUACCUGUGUGGAUAUUUGAAGAUUAAAGGACUAACAGAAGAGUAUCCAACUUUGACAACAUUUUUCGAUGGGGAAAUAAUCAGUAGAAAACACCCAUUCCUUACAAGGAAAUGGGAUGCUGAUGAGGAUGUAGACAGGAAACAUUGGGGAAAAUUUUUAUCAUUCUACCAGUUUGCAAAGACUUUUAAUUCUGAUACAUUUGAUUAUGAAGAUUUAAAAACAACAGAUUAUGUAUUCAUGCGAUGGAAGGAGCAUUUUUUGGUUCCGGACCACACAAUAAAAGACAUAAAUGGGGCAUCAUUUGCUGGAUUUUAUUAUAUCUGCUUUCAAAAGUCCACAUCAACGAUAGAAGGCUACUACUAUCAUAGGAGUUCUGAAUGGUUUCAGUCACUUAACCUUAUACACGUGCCAGAACACAGUAUACCUGUGUAUCAGUUCAGAUGAUGUCAUGUGACUUCCAACUCGCUGUGAUACCUAUUUAUUGUGUACAUAAUAAAUCGGAGUAUAUGCUUUCAUGACAUGUACCCUAACCUAUCAAUUAUUUUUGCCUUGAAAAAGAUCAGUAGGAAAAUUAAUUAACACUUAAUACAUAAUUACCAACUUUUGUCGGGAACAUACUUAUUGUAGCUGUGUUUCAAGGCAUACAGAAGUAUUCUUCACUGAGCUGGACUUGAUGGACAAUAUAAGUGCUAAUUUGGUGCUCUGAAUAAUUAAACAGGGUCUCCCAGUGAAAAGACCUUUGAUGUGGCGGGGAGAGAAGCAUGAUUGGACAAUGAAACUCUAGAAUGUGUACAGUUAUUUAAUAAUAAUACGACGUUCCAUUUCACCCUCUACAUGUAUAUACAUGUAUAGCAUCCAAAUUGAUUUGCACAAUAUUUUUCUUGUUACUGUUGUCAAAGUUUAUGACAGGACAAAACAUUUGAUACACUGCAUGCCAAUAAGUGAACAGGAAAUGUGCUAUAUGUUAUAUGUGUGAUUGUUAUUAGAGUUAAUCAAAGUGGUACAAACAAUAUGUUUAUUGUUUUAACAGUAUAACCACAGCUUUUACUGCUUUGGGUAUCAAACAUGAUUUUUAGUCGGUGAUGUUGUGUCCUAUCAUAUAGAAUGUAUUCCUGGAAUGCUAUGCAGUGUGCAACCCUGUCUGUCAAAUACAUUGCCCUGUUCCGCCAAUGUACAGUUACCUCCCUUUGUGGUCAGAAUGCUGACACAAUUUUAUGGGUUGGUAUAUGCUAUAUUUUGUAUGUUACAGUGUGCAGGCAGUGUAGUAGUGCAUAUUGUACCUUACUUGGUGUCUGCGCAUUGUCAAUGGCUUUAAUUUUGAUAUGUAAAUUGCAAAAUAACAUGUUUCUGUUUUUAUAAAAGAUGCAAUUUUCCUUGUU